AUGUUGAUAUACCAAAUCUUCGAAAGAUGGGUUACACUUCUGCAACCUGUUAGCGAUACGCUUGCACGAGUGCUGUACAAUAUGAAGUUUUAUGAAGAUUCUGAGGUUGAAGAGGUGAAGCAAAAGGGGCUGCAGAUGUCGAGGUUUACGCCUUUCUCAGUUUGCAUCAUUGGAGGUGUGCCACAACAACGAGAUGGUACGUCUUGCGGAAUCAUGACCGUUCAAUCAUCGAGCAUCUCAGUGCUGGGCUUGCGGUGCAUAAAAUUGACCCGUCGAAGAUCAAAUAUACCGACUGAAGCUUGCAAUAGAGGGGUUAAGGGGGGAGGCAUAUUUAUGAGGAGCUGGUGUUGCUUGCUCAUUCAUUAUGAGUACAGAACCAACCUCUAUUCAGCUUGCAUUGGCAUAAGAAAACAUAGGGGUAUUUGCUUUGAAGUCUGUGAUGUGGUUCUUCAUGCUGAUGCCAUCCACAGAGGAGGUGGUCAGGUCAUUCCCACUGCUAGGACACUCAUCUAUGCUUCCCAGCUCACUGCCAAGCCAAGCCUCCUUGAACCUGUAUAUCUUGUUGAAAUCGAAGCUCCAGAGCAGACUAUGAUGAUGUCUGAUCCAUUGGAAGCUGGAUCCCAGGCUUCAGAACUUGUGACAGAUAUCCGUAAGAGGAAGGGUUUGAAGGAGCAAAUGACCCCACUAUCCGAGUUUGAGGAGAAACUUUGA
Prunus armeniaca (apricot) is the source of this 711-nucleotide messenger RNA. NCBI's taxonomy places the organism in Eukaryota, Viridiplantae, Streptophyta, Magnoliopsida, Rosales, Rosaceae. The record is from the annotation of a GenBank genome assembly.